UGCUACAUACAUUAUCUCACCUAUUCGCCAUUUUGAACUUCGCGAUCGUUGCAACUUUUGGCGCUUUACCGGUGCACUAAAAUAGUGUCAACACCCAUUCAACCUCAAUUGAUGAAGUCUGAGAGAGCAUAUUAACCCUGGAUAAACUUCAAUAAUGAAAUAAUUUUUCUGAGUUAGUAUCAUAUUUGAAAUCAUAUGAUAAGGUGUGCAUUGUUGCUUCGAAGUGAUCACUUCCGAACUGGAAAACUGAAUUACCGAGUGUUGUUGCAUGCAUGCUGUAACGUUCGUAGAUGUCCGUAAACGCGAGGAUUCAAUGGGGGAACCGUAAAAAGACGACGCAACACGCACUCCCUCACGUAAACAUUGAGAAAUCUUAACUUAGACCCUUCAUUGAUUCACGUUUUUCUUGUUUAUUGAUCUAUCCUGUCUGUGUAGCUCGAUCUAUUUUGGGGGCUCAGUAACUCUGUCAGCCCGGGGGCAGUGAGCGGAAAAUAAUCGCAGCGAAGCAUUUGCAAUGAUGCAUGCUGCCUCGGAUACCUUCGCCAUGUUUUGGAGGUUUGGAAUGCCGACGACGUCACAUAUUGACACGUUGCUAGAAAAAGAGGAUAUCACAUUAUCAGAAGUACUAGAAGAAGACGACGUAUUACAAGAAUGCAAAGGACAGAACAGGAAACUGAUAGACUUCCUGGUGAGGACAGAUGUGAUAGAGGAGUUAGUGAACUUGAUAACGAGCGAGCCGUCCCAAGACCUCCAUGAGUCUGUACAGUACAAGAACCCCAACAUGGCCUGCGAGCUCCUCACGUCCGACGUGGCCGCUAUAUGCGACAAGCUAGCAGACACAGAAACUGCUUUCACCAGUUUAUGGAAGUUCCUCGACAGGCCGGCCCCUCUCAACCCCCUCCUAGCCAGUUUCUUCAGCAAGACGAUAGGGUCGUUGCUAUCGAGGAGACCCGAGGUCGUCGUCGAGUUCAUCAAGGGCAGGGAGGACUGCAUAGGCCUACUCCUCUCUCAUUUAGAAGUCUCUGCUAUCAUGGACCUCAUCCUUAGGCUAAUCACAUGCAUCGAGUCCCCGGAAAUUAGGAUAGCAUUCCUCAAUUGGUUAAAUGAUCAAAGGUUCAUCCAAAGACUAGUAGACCUCAUAGACACAGAGCAGUCGGAGGACACGCAUAGCAACGCAGCACAGACCUUGUGCGAUAUCGUCAGGCUCACUAGGGAACACAUGUCACAAUUACAAGAAUGUGCGGAUAACGAUCCUUUACUCACAACAAUAGAAAUGGAAGAAACGGUAUCAGAGUUACUAGAUCACAUGUUCAAGGGUACGAUAACAGAGUCAGCAAUAGUCAACGGUAUUUCAAUUCUACUUUCAUUAUUGGAGUUCAGGAAACAAGGGGCUGCAUGGGCAUUGUCCUUUGGUCCAGACGGUCAAGAACAGAUGACCCAGCUGGACGCUGAGAGGUUAGCUAGGGGGGUCAGCGGUACACUCAAGGCAGUCGUCAGUAGAUUAGCAGAUAUGCAGCAGUUAUUAGAAGACCCGCCCGGGAGAAAAGAAAUGUCAACGACAGUAGGCAAACUGGAGCCACCCCUUGGUAAUGUUAGGUUACAAAUCAGCAAAUUAGUCUCAUCACUACUCAUCACUAAUACAGCUGCUAUCAAUGCUGAACUGGCAAGACUAGGCACCAUCAAGAAAUUAGUCGAUCUCUUCUUAACGUAUGCAUGGAAUAACUUUUUACACUUAGAGGUGGAGAAGUCAAUUAGUACAAUCCUUUCCAACAACCCCACAGAGUCAGAAGAAGGCAAGACGCAACAUCCACUCCUAGUACAUCUGUUCACAGAAAGCAAGCUAAUUCCCAAAGUGAUGGAGGCAUGGGAGGAGAACGACAUUCAUCAGAAGCAGGGCAGGUCACGGAGAGGUUACAUGGGUCACAUGACCAGGAUAGCCAACGUCCUCACCCAGGAGAUGGAGAAAGGUUGCAAUAAUGAACAGAUCAAAUCUCUCUAUCAAGAAUAUAUCCCCGAGGAUGUAAGAGAGAAAUGGAGUUCAUUUCUAGCUGGCAGUCUAGCAGAAACUAACAAGAGAAAUCUAGUUGAAUUGGUCGGGACCCAUCCGCUGCAUUCGUCAAGUGAAGACGAUGAUUCCGACUUCAAGGACAUCGACUUUGGCAAAGACACCGCUCUUCAACAGGCCUUCUCCGAUUAUCAGAUGCAACAAAUGACGUCCCAUUUUAUUGACCAGUUCGGCUUCAACGACGAAGAGUUUGCAGAGCAAGAGGAGAAUGUCAACAAUCCAUUCGACAGGAUAUCAGACAUCAACUUCUCAAUCUCUGCAAAUGAAGACAACCCUAACUCAGCCCUAUUUGAAGCCUGCUGCAAUGAAAGAGUACAACCCUUCAACGACAGUAAUAGUGAUGAGGAAGAUAUCUGGGAAGAGAAAGAACUCACGUAUACAGCCAACAAUGACCUCAGGUCAAGUGAUGUAUCAUCCAAGAACGAAGGAGGUAGCGACCAGGCCAACCAUAGUAGUAGCGACGAGGAUGAGGAUGGAGAUAACACAGUAGAAGAGUUCCCUCCCCUGGAGAGGGCGGCACAGAGUCCUCUAGCGGGUCAGAACGGCGAGGACACCAAGAUGGAUGUAGACUCAGAAAACACAUGGCAAGCCAACUUUGAGCAAGCUCCAGUUGCCAUGGAUACGACCCCCAGCGGCUGGGAGCAACCUUCAUCGUCAACGGCGACGGCGGGAGGAGGAGACGAGGAUACAGGAUGGGCUAACUUCAAUGAAUUCAAUGCUAACUUUACUCCUGAAGACGGUUCACAUGGACCAAGGAGUAGCUCCCCUGUGGCGAUGGAAAGCGAGCCUUCAUCACAAGACCUCAAGGAGACGAGUGAAGCAAUGGCAUCCUCAUCUAGUCCCAGCUCAGAUGUACAAAGUUCAACAGAUACCAUCAGAAGUUCAGCGUAUGUUGUGUCAAGUAGUUCUUCAGAUCAGGCAACGGUCGGUGAAGGAUCACCAAACACCUCAACAGAAGCUGUUCAAGACCAGUCAGAAGAGAAAGCCAUGGUAGUGGAGCCAGCAGCGUCAUCUCCAGUCGACAACAGAAUAUCACAAGAGGCCAACGUCCCAACUAGCCAUCAGUCCAACGACCAAACUCUAAACAAUGCAGUUAGUAGUUCAUCUGACCCUAAGGGAACAUUAACAAAUGCAGCUCCUGCCGAGCCGCAAGUUCCUAUGGACUUACCCGUUAGUAAUCCUGUUCAAAGCCAGCCAGACACGGCAGCUAUAGUUCAAAAUAACUGUAAAUCCCCUGUUAGUAGUAAUCAAGUAUCGGUGAACAGUAGCCUUGUGUCGUCGGUCAUUUCUAGUCAAGAUUCAACGUCUUUGAAUAUACCUCUCUCCAAUUCGAAUCCCAACUCGCACGCGGACAACUCUCCCAGCCCCAGUUCGGUCAGCCCGAGCUUGACCAGCACGGACUUGCCUAGCAGCGAGAAAUGCGGCAUGAGCAACACGGCGCUUCACACGAACCCCGGACAGUGUAUACCCACGAUGGGUUGUAACGCCGCCGAUCCCAAUAACUUAUCUCCCGUCGAGAACUCGAGUAAUCACACCAUGGUCAACGAUGUCGGGAACACGGACAUCGGCAUCAACAUCAAGGCGGAUUUGAAGAUGGAGCUGAGCGAGGAAGUGCCGUCGCCGACGACGCCGACGACAUCGCCCGUCGAUGGGGAUAGCAGUCCGGAAGCUGCUGUGACGAUCUCGCCGGUGGCCGUUCAGGAGGAGAGCAAUAAUGUUCAUUCAGAUCUAGUCAACAAUGAUGCUAACCUUUCACCUGAGGGGGAUGCAGCAGAUAAGCUUAGUUUCAUUGCCAAGUCUGAGUUCAUGAAGUCUGGAGCUAGUUCUCAAUCUCCCAGCUCCCCAAGCCCCAAUGGACCUCUGGAUCUCCAAGACUCUCAACAUAAUAGGAAUGAUUCCUCAGAUAAUAUUGACAUUCAGGUUACUGCAGUAACUCAGAAUGGACCCGUCUGACACAACUCCCCACCCCCGCAAUGCACGUAGAACAGUCCAUGCUGCCAUCCACCCAACAGUGCCGUCGGGUGCAGUCCACUCCGCGCGAGGGAGGAGAGGAGCGUCUCAAUCGGAGGGAAGAAAUCGAUCCCCACAGCACUCACGAUAAGCAAGAUAUAUUCUCUAUAUUCAUACAUCAUCUACGUCUCGCCACAUUUUUUCGAAUAUUUAGCCCCGAUUGCGAGAGAUGACGAGGUGUUGUGACGAUGAGUUUCUUCUGCGCCUGAUUUCGCACUGGUCACUUUCGAAGCAGUAUUUUGUCUUGUGUCAGGUUUCUUUGCGAGAAAACUCCCCCCUGUGUAGUUAUAAAAUCCUUUAUAGUUAACCAGUAGGUAUUUCCAUUCAAAUUUAACCAGCAGGUGUGAAAAUAAUCCAGAUCUAUUUUUGCUAAUAUCAUUUUCUUGUUUCUUGAAUGCUUUCACGAUUUUUGUUAUUAAUGCUAUUGGGUUUACUCUGUUCAUUUGUCUUUGCGAGACCUUUGCCUGUGUAUUACUUGUAUCCUUUUAUUGUGUUUGAAACUGAAAUGCAUAUACCUCAAUGGAGUCUGGUGUCUAUGAAGCAAAAGUCUUUGAUAUGUUUUUUGUCGCGUGGUAGGAGCAGCCACCCUUCCCGCAAGUAGGUCAAUGUGACAUCAACAUUCUUUGUACACUUUCUCCAUGGAAAUGUGUCAGUUACGAAGCUCUCAUCGCCAUAAUUGUUCCACAUUUUAGACUACCUCCAGAGUUGCCGUUAGUUGCAGCCAGUGUACUAGACAUCAAGACACAAAUUACAACCUCUGUGGAAUUUAAGAUAAAUAUAAAAGACAUUUGGAGUAUUGACAAAUCAUUUAUUGAAACGGUAAUUCCACAUCUUCAUUCUGAUGAAAUUCAAGAGGAAAUUCCUGUACCGUCUCAAUUUCUUUCAGAAUUAAUGAUUCAACACCUGUAGUUCAUACAUUUUCAUAUAAUUUGAGCCCAAUUAAACCGUGGCCUGCAAACUCGAAGCAAAUGAUAGGUCUACUUACUUAGGGAUACAGAGCACCAAAGCAUUACUUGACACUGUAAAUCUAGCUUGUAAUGUAUACCUUUAAGCACAUUGCAUAACUGGUUUCUAAAGGUAGUAAAAGUCCGGUGUUCAGUUUUAUCGGUGUCGGUGUCUCUGAAAUGAAUUCAGGUAUGUAUGUUUUGUGUACACACACCUAACUCUGAAGUUGAACUUUACAAGUGUUAAUUAAUUAAUUAAUUGAUAAGAUGUUGGAAUGCUCGCUGAUAAGGCUCAUUCUCAGAGGAAUCAUAGCGUUUUUGUCCAGCGCGAAUGUUGCAACAGUCUUCUGUUACUAAGCAUAUAUAACAAGAUGCAACAGCUUAUUUAAGAGCACCUAAAUUGAGUUGGUACAGCACAUUUUUGUUGAGUCUUAAAACCAAAGUUUGCUUCAAGGGGAUGCAAACAAUUUAAUCACAUUUGCUUUGCUCCCAGUAAGUUAUGAUCAUUGAGAAUUGGACGCGCUAUACCCAAGAGUAAUGAUGAUCCAGAUCCAACAUUUCUGCUUCUUUAUUGAAUUAUGGUAGCAACAAAUCUGAAUCUGGCCAAUAAGCGACACUUCGUUUAAAUUUGUUAUACUUUAAAAAUAUCAUUCAGAACUUAUAUACUCCAAGAAAAUGUGGCAUUGUGACAAAUACACUUUCGUUCUUCCACUAAAUAUUCAUCUCAUACCAAAGCAGUUAUUCACAUCAAAUUUGAAUACAGAUGUUAUGCACGAUUCUAAAUGCAUUUAUCACAUUGGCAAAGUUUGUCACGAAUAAACCUGUUAUGGUUUCUUUUCGUCCAUUCAAUAUUAGAAUGCUUUUCUGAACAUUUGUUGCAUCGAUAUGUUGGCUAGUUGAUGGGACAGUUUGACAUUUGGCAUAUUAUAGAGACGUAUUUGACCUAUUUACACAGUGCGGGACAUCAAAUAAUAUUCUUCUUAAUUUUCAAAGGUUCUGAAAGUUGUUGUUAUUUCUGCAAGGAUACGUGAAUUCAAGGGCAUAUAUUACAUACAUUGGUAUUUAUUAUGGGUUAACAUUAAACCUGAAGAAAAAUCAAAUGGGAAACGCUGCUACAUUCCUAGAUUUUUCCAAAUUUGAAAGUCUGGUGUGUAUGAUUAGAUUGCUACUAAUUUUAUUUUCAUUCUCAGAGAUUAAAGCUACUAUAAUCUACAAAAUGAAGGCUAUGUGAAAAAAGCAUUUUUUAAAAAUUAGCGUGAAAAGAUGUAAUGUUUACCUCAAAUAAUCGGCGAUCAUUCAUCCUAGUGUCGAUAGUAAGAAAUGAAUUCUAGCAAGCAAUUUCUUAAACAAGGGUAUUGCAUCUCUGUACAAGGGAGUUUAAUCGAUUUUAAAACGCAUGGGUUUGGAAUAUGUGAACUAAUUUGUCGGACAGAUAACAAAAUGUGUUUUAUGCUGAAUUAUCGUUAAUGUUAUGUGUCGAACAUCAAGGGGCUAUGCUGUAAUGAAAGCAGACUAGGUUCUUCUGUGAAUGGGAUUUUGUUGAGCUAUUUUUAAGAGUGAUUGAUAUGUAAUAUUCUCUUAUGUUUCGAUUCAAUGCAAUUUAUCAUUUAAAAAAAAAAGAAAUCACUGUAUCUCUGAGCAGCUGCGAUUUGAUUUAUGCAGUUUGAAACUAUGAAUGACAUACGGUAGCUGUUUGGUGUUGGAUAUCUCGACACAUGCUGUCCCCAUACUGAUUACAUGUGAACACACACCCUGAAACACUAGUUCAUUAACAGGAUAACAUGGAUGUGUUCACAUGGUUAUUUAAUAUAGGCUGGUAUUGGAACACUAACCCACUGUGCUGAGCUAAAUCCGGAUUUAGUUCAGACUUAAAAAAGGGAAUCUGAACAAAUCUUCUGGCAUUUUAAGUUUUGCAUCACCAUAUAUUUGAAGUGCACCUUCCCCCACCAAACAAAACUUAUUUCUUAUAUGACCUGACUUUCAGAACAAGAAGGGUAUCUUUUUUACUUUGCCUAUUUAAAUGAUAAUAUCUUCUUCACUUCACUGCCUGACAUACGCGUGCAUGUCAAUCUAGUCCUAGUGUAAACAUUACAGAACUGUGAACAAUGUCUUGUGUCUUGCAUUGAGUGUGGGGACAGUUCAAGUCUUAAACACACUCAAAUUAGGGAGAAUUUAGUGUGAUUUCUACAUUCAGUAUGGGGACAGUUCAAGUGUUAAACACACUAAAAUUAGGGAGAAUUUAGUAUGAUUUUCUAGAUUCAGUAUGGGGACAGUUCAUGUGUUAAACAUUCAAAUUAGGGAGAAUUCAGUGUGAUUUUCUACAUUCAGUAUGGGGACAGUUCAUGUGUUAAACAUUCAAAUUAGGGAGAAUUCAGUGUGAUUUUCUACAUUCAGUGUGGGGACAGCUGUGUUCUCUAGAGGUGGUUUGUAGUCCAACUUCAUGUUGAAGAUUAAGAAAAGAUAAAUACGUUUUUAUGGCAGGGAUGUCUUUAAUAGUCACUAGAAUAUACAUAUGGCAUGAAUGAAUGAGAGAAGAAUAUUUUUAUGUCAUGAGGUAACAACAUAUUAAAUGUCACAUAUUUAUGUGCCAGUUAAAAGUAAAGAAAUGAAAAAAGAGCAUAUGUAUAUUUGUUAUUCAAUUUACUGAGAACAUUUGUAAGAUAUUUUUCAAAGAUUGUCUGUCCUUUUCUUUUUAAAUACAGUGAAUAUGCUGAGGAUGAUUUUCCUUCUCUCUAUUAUAUAUUUCUCGUAACAGGAGGAAAAAUGCAAAUAUUUGAAUGAAGGCAUGUUGUAUUGCAUUGUUUUUAUUUUGUUGUGUGGUUAGUAGUUAAUAGAUAGUGAAUUUCCUUUAAUAUUUUCAAUUUGAUGAUAAUUUAUCUUUAACGAGAGGAGAAAAAAAUGCAAAAGAUGUUCUACGAUGUACUUCCAGUUUUCAUUUUGUUUUUACCCACAGGAGGGUGGAUUGAAAUAUUGUCAUUUAGAGCCCUAAAGGCGCUAUUGUAUUUGACUGGUAUGCAGUGCUUAACGCCUUUAUGUCUCUGAUAAGACCACUGUUUGUAAAUAUUAGAUAUUAUAAUACACCGUCCUCGCUUAGGACACACACAUUAUUCAGUGGGAGACAAACAUUUUUUUGUAUAUUGUGAGCGGUAAUUAAUGUCCAGUCUUUUAUGAAAUGGUGAAAUUGUUGACCACGGUUGCUGUUCUCUCAAGAAAAAAAAUGGAACAAAGUUUGCAAAUGCUAUCGGAGACGUAGGUAACCUUUUAUUGCCGUAAGCUGAAGAUCACAUUAUGUCGGUUGACUGCAAGAAGGCCAUAAUAGCUUUGUAUUGUUCAUUGUCAGUAACGGCCAUCUUACAUUAGUUGAGAUACAGAAGGGCAUUGAAUCACAUACUGCAUUUUACUUGAUUUAAUGCCCCUCUGGCUCUCAACAUGAUAUGUAAUGAGACUUUUCCGUACGGCACUAACGGGGUCAGAAGCACGAGUAUGUGGGUAUUUAUAUCUCGGUUUGUCGCAAUGUGGGGUAAAGCUGCUGCAAUGGAAAGAUGGCAGCGGCUGAAAGCAAACUGGCAACGCUCGAUGUUGAAUGUUCCCUUUUUGAUCUGUCUUCACCCUUUUUUUAAUGAUACAUGUUUAACUAGCAACACAUUUGAAUGAAGAGAGGUCAACCAAGGUGAAAGGUCAACCAAGGUUCACCCAGAUGUUUAGAUAUGUCAUAAUGGUUACUAAGUGUCUCCUCGAACCCUUUCAAUCCUUAGAUCCACACUUUACGAUCAAGAAACGUCAAUCCAAGACAAUCGCAAACAUUCCCCUGAACUCUACUCAAGGCAAUUUAUAAACAAAUAGGCAUAUCCUGUAGAAAUUAUGUUCUGAGUAUUUGAGAUGCCAUUGUAAUGUCCGCACAUUUAAAGAAUCUGUUUGCUUGGAGCCGAAAGGUCAUUGACCUGUCUUAAAGCAUAUGAGUUAGCGCCUCGCGGCUCCAAACAGAUGAGCUGUCGGGUCAUCGCAGUGUUAGAAAUUUAGAGUUUCGGGAAAUGUUUGCAAUGGUUUCUUUUACCGCGUCUCCACGAAUAGAUGAUAGCAUUUAAAGACUGGUGAUUCACCCUCUCUUUCCUUCUUUCAGUCAUGACGAUAACAAUGUUAUAUUUCUAAGAAUGUGUGAACGGUCUUUACGAUACUGUCUGCCUGAUAAUUAUUAUCGGAGAAUAACAUUUUUCUUUCUCCUCCCUGUGAGUGACCUUGUGGAUGACUUGUUUGUAUAUGAUAAUAAUAAAUAAUAGAGGACUUGAUUUCAAUAUUUCAUGGACACAUGUUUUAUCUUGAUUCAAUUGUUAUGGUGACAAAAAAAAAAAAAAGGAAAGGAAAAAUGCUUAUCACAAAGUAUGUAUAUGAUUUUACUAAACAGAUCUUGUAUUUCUUGAGGUCUGUCGGAGGAUCGGAGGAAAACUAAAUCAUAGUGUAGUAUUGUUGAUGAAAACUUGUACCAGAAGAAGGUUAUAAAUAAUAAAUAGUUAUUUCCAUCUUCCCAUUA
Messenger RNA from Strongylocentrotus purpuratus (purple sea urchin), 9547 nucleotides. RefSeq names its product serine/threonine-protein phosphatase 6 regulatory subunit 3. Gene Ontology annotation, cellular component: cytosol; nucleus. The coding region runs from base 515 to 4018 and encodes 1167 amino acids. The transcript is spliced from 24 exons. The record is from RefSeq and is a predicted model, not a curated record. NCBI's taxonomy places the organism in Eukaryota, Metazoa, Echinodermata, Echinoidea, Camarodonta, Strongylocentrotidae. Gene Ontology annotation, molecular function: protein phosphatase binding; protein phosphatase regulator activity.